ACAUUCUAGCGACUUGCUUUCUCAGAAAAGUCAUACCGCUUUUUUUCCCAGUCAUCUCUCUCUCUAUUUGUUCCUCUCCCCAUCUCUCCUUCAAUUCGGCAAAACCCUAACUUUCUCAUUCGGCGCUUGAAGUUUCAUCUCUGCCUCUUCCGUGAUUCGGUACGAUGAUGUUGCGUGCUGUCCUAAGGAGAGCCUCAAGUAGAGCCUCUUCUUCUGCUUCUACGGGAUUGGGAAAAUCGCUGCAAUCAUCUCGUGUUGCAGCCUCUGCUCAAAGCUUUCACUCUGUUUCAUCAACACAAACUCUGGUGCCUCGUGGAAGCCAUGCUCAUAGCUUCCAUCAUCGUUCUUGUCCAGGGUGUCCUGACUGCUCGAGGACUAUUCUCAGCAGCUUCCAAGGCACAACCACCCUGAAAAGUUGGGUCAGGCCUUUUUCUUCUGAUGCUGGGGAUGUUGUUGAAGCUGUUGUGCCUCACAUGGGUGAAUCUAUCACUGAUGGAACUCUGGCCAACUUUCUCAAGAAACCUGGUGACAGAGUAGAGGCUGAUGAGGCUAUUGCCCAAAUCGAAACUGACAAGGUGACAAUAGAUAUUGCUAGCCCAGCAAGUGGUGUGAUCCAAGAGUUUCUUGUCAAGGAAGGAGAUACUGUAGAACCAGGAAACAAGGUUGCUAUCAUUUCAACGUCUGCGGAUGCUGUCUCUCAUGUUGCACCUUCAGAAAAGACAGAAGAGAAACCUGCAGCCAAGCCUUCUCCUCCUGCCGAUGAGCCCAAAGUUGAUAGUAGUAAAGUUGCGGAGAAGCCGAAAACACCAUCACCUCCACCGCCGACUAAACAGUCAGCGAAAGAGCCGCAGCUUCCUCCCAAGGAUAGGGAAAGACGGGUUCCGAUGACAAGACUUCGCAAGCGUGUGGCGACUAGGUUGAAAGACUCCCAAAACACUUUUGCGCUGCUUACAACUUUCAAUGAAGUUGAUAUGACCAAUCUGAUGAAGCUACGGUCUCAAUACAAGGAUGCAUUCUUCGAGAAGCACGGAGUGAAGUUGGGGCUUAUGUCUGGUUUCAUCAAAGCUGCUGUUAGUGCCCUCCAGCACCAACCUGUAGUAAAUGCAGUCAUCGAUGGGGAUGAUAUCAUUUACAGAGACUAUGUAGACAUCAGUAUUGCCGUUGGUACAUCUAAGGGUCUUGUGGUUCCAGUCAUCAGGGGUGCUGACAAGAUGAACUUUGCUGACAUUGAGAAAACGAUAAACUCUCUAGCCAAGAAGGCUAACGAAGGAACCAUAUCGAUCGACGAGAUGGCUGGAGGGUCAUUCACAGUUUCUAAUGGUGGUGUCUAUGGAAGUCUCAUUAGCACUCCUAUCAUCAACCCUCCUCAGUCUGCUAUACUUGGAAUGCAUUCAAUCGUGCAACGACCAAUGGUUGUGGGAGGAAGCGUGGUACCGAGGCCGAUGAUGUAUGUUGCGCUGACAUAUGAUCAUAGGCUGAUUGAUGGAAGAGAGGCUGUGUAUUUCUUGCGCCGUAUUAAGGAUGUUGUGGAAGAUCCUCAGAGGCUUCUUCUCGACAUAUGAAGAAAGAAAAGAUUCGGGGAAGACAGAAGUGUGAUCACAAGUCUCUUUCGUCUUUGUUUCCUUUACCGAUAUGAGAGAUAAAAAACUAAACUUCUUUUUUGGAUUUCUUGAUAGUUCCAAGAGUUUCUGCCGUGCUGAGAAAGCAUCGGAUUAUUGAGUUUUGUUUCAUUUAAAUAUACAGUUUGAACAAAAUGUUACAAUUUUGAUUUAAAAUAAGGCCACUGAUUUUUAUUGGGUUAAA
Raphanus sativus (radish) is the source of this 1803-nucleotide messenger RNA. RefSeq names its product dihydrolipoyllysine-residue succinyltransferase component of 2-oxoglutarate dehydrogenase complex 1, mitochondrial. Gene Ontology annotation, cellular component: oxoglutarate dehydrogenase complex. Gene Ontology annotation, biological process: tricarboxylic acid cycle. The record is from RefSeq and is a predicted model, not a curated record. The coding region runs from base 165 to 1562 and encodes 465 amino acids. The transcript has 15 exons. NCBI's taxonomy places the organism in Eukaryota, Viridiplantae, Streptophyta, Magnoliopsida, Brassicales, Brassicaceae. Gene Ontology annotation, molecular function: dihydrolipoyllysine-residue succinyltransferase activity.